AUGUAUUUGUCCUCUUCCAGGAGUGUGCUGGACUUUGAUUUUGAGAAGCUCUGUUCCAUCUCUCUUUCCCACAUUAAUGUUUAUGCCUGUCUGAUUUGUGGAAAGUAUUUUCAAGGCAGAGGACUGAAGUCUCACGCAUACACUCACAGUGUACAGUUUACUCAUCAUGUGUUCCUCAACCUGCACACACUCAAAUUUUACUGUCUACCAGAUAAUUAUGAAAUUAUUGAUUCAUCACUGGAAGACAUCACGUAUGUGCUGAAGCCCACUUUCACCAAGCAGCACAUUUCAGGACUUGACAAGCAGGGUAAACUGUACAGAGCUUAUGAUGGAACAACUUACCUCCCAGGCAUUGUGGGCCUCAACAACAUCAAAGCCAAUGACUAUGCCAAUGUGGUACUACAGGCUUUUUCUAAUGUCCCUCCUUUGCGAAACUACUUCCUGGAAGAGGAAAACUACAGAGGCAUCCGCAGGCCGCCAGGGGACAUCAUGUUUCUCCUGGUACAGAGGUUUGGCGAGCUGAUGCGCAAACUUUGGAACCCGAGAAACUUCAAGGCUCACGUGUCUCCCCAUGAGAUGCUGCAGGCUGUGGUGUUGUGCAGCAAGAAGAACUUCCAAAUUACCAAGCAAGGGGACGCUGUAGACUUUAUGACAUGGUUCUUAAAUGCUCUACACGGUGCUCUUGGAGGAACAAAGAAGAAGCCAUCAAUCAUUACACAAGCAUUUCAAGGCUCCAUGCGAAUCUUCUCCAAGAAACUUCCACAUCCAGAUUUAACACCUGAAGAAAAAGAAGCGCUGCUCGGGACCGAGGAGUACCUGGAGCAAAUGUCCGAAUCCACCUUCCUGUUUCUGACCCUUGACCUACCAACGGCUCCCUUGUACAAGGAUGAGAAGGAGCAGCUGAUUAUCCCACAGGUCCCCCUCUUCAACAUCCUGGGCAAGUUCAAUGGCAACACAGAGAAGGAGUACAAAACCUACAAAGAAAAUUUUCUCAAAAGGUUCCAGUUGACCAAACUGCCUCCUUACCUCAUCUUUUGCAUCAAAAGAUUCACCAAGAACAACUUCUUUGUGGAGAAGAACCCCACCAUUGUCAACUUUCCCAUCACGAAUGUAGACCUUCGUGAGUACCUGACAGAAGAAGCUCAAGCCACAGAGAAGAACACGACUUAUGACCUUGUUGCAAACGUGGUGCAUGAUGGGAAACCCACAGAGGGGGCAUACAGAAUACACGUUCUUCAUCAUGGAACAGGGAAGUGGUACGAGAUGCAAGACCUGCAGGUGAUUGACAUUCUACCCCAGAUGAUCACACUGUCGGAGGCCUACAUCCAGAUCUGGAAGAGACAAGAGAGUGAUGACACAAACAACCACACAGGGGCAUAA
This is a messenger RNA of Menidia menidia (Atlantic silverside), 1380 nucleotides long. The record is from the annotation of a GenBank genome assembly. NCBI's taxonomy places the organism in Eukaryota, Metazoa, Chordata, Actinopteri, Atheriniformes, Atherinopsidae.